This is a messenger RNA of Striga asiatica, 504 nucleotides long. Lineage: Eukaryota; Viridiplantae; Streptophyta; Magnoliopsida; Lamiales; Orobanchaceae. The record is from the annotation of a GenBank genome assembly.
AUGGGGCACUUGAGCUCGAGCCCGAGCUUCUGGACAUGGAAACACCAAGGGUUAAGCAUCCUCGCAGCCUCUGACAUUGCGAAAAUCCUCUUCUUUCCUGCUUUUGUUCUCACUGUUACUCUAUGUAGGGCUUCUGCAAGCUCUGUAGGGUUUGGAGGAGAGAUAAAGCAGCCAUUUUCCCGCUUUAUUGUGCGACGGAUUUGGGCAAGAGCGCGAAUAGCUGAAUGUGUAAUGGCGACGAUAAAUUUGGAUGGGAGUCAUGGGACUGGAUGUGGACGGAAAAAGCAAUACAAAAUAUUAAAAUUUGUAUCCAGCCUAAAACUCGCCGCCCGAAACCCGUUGGUGUCGACUAAGCCUCGUCACCACAGCAAACCUUCGCCACCGCAGCUCAACCCUAAAAAAUCCCUCAGAAAGCCGACCAAAACCCUAGCCACCUCCCCAAUCCAAGCCUCCUCCAACACAACCCAAAAUCGUAUGCCGCUGCCGCCGCACUUCAACCCCUAA